AUGGAUAGUCCAUCAGAAUCUACGAAUUAUGAAAAUACUUUAGUAAGUCCAAGCACAGAUAUAAAUGAAAAUAACUUGGAUUGUGUGGUCAUACCAGAAUUUUGUUCGCAAAAAAGAGAACUAUACACUGGUGAACCUAGUGAAGAAGUUGGCGAUUAUGUAUCAGAAUUAAGCUUAGAAAAAACGGUGCCUGCUGGUUCUAAUUAUUCGAGACCAUCAACUAAUAAAAGAUUUUCAAGCAAAAAAAGAAAGGAAAAGGAAAAAGCUACUGUGUCAGCCGCAGUUUCACAUUCCCAGUUACGAAGACAACCUCCUGAUCUUUUUUGUAACUGUGAGCUAAAAACAGCACCAGGAACAAAAAAUGCAUUUGAUCUAAUGCGCCUUCAGAAAAAUGCAAGAAUUACUGAUCAUAAUAAUGAUACACCAGACGUACCCGUUAGAUUAAGUAAUGCCAUCAUAAAAAAGAAAGCUGUGAAUGGAGAGGCCUGUGCUACAAAAGUAAAGACUGGUGAUUCAAUGACGGCAUUAUGA
Dentiscutata erythropus is the source of this 531-nucleotide messenger RNA. The record is from the annotation of a GenBank genome assembly. NCBI's taxonomy places the organism in Eukaryota, Fungi, Glomeromycota, Glomeromycetes, Diversisporales, Gigasporaceae.